Messenger RNA from Engraulis encrasicolus (European anchovy), 1994 nucleotides. Its product is annotated as regulator of G-protein signaling 6-like. Gene Ontology annotation, molecular function: GTPase activator activity. Gene Ontology annotation, cellular component: cytoplasm; neuron projection. The coding region runs from base 241 to 1935 and encodes 564 amino acids. Lineage: Eukaryota; Metazoa; Chordata; Actinopteri; Clupeiformes; Engraulidae. Gene Ontology annotation, biological process: intracellular signal transduction; regulation of G protein-coupled receptor signaling pathway; positive regulation of GTPase activity. The transcript is spliced from 19 exons. The record is from RefSeq and is a predicted model, not a curated record.
CAAGUACGAGCACACUUCUGUAGUUGCUCUCCGCUUCGGCUACCCGGGCGAAUCACGGCACGAGGCCCCUGCCCUGUGGAGCGCUGUUUGUGGCUUGACUUGAUUAUUGCCUUUUCAGUUUGAAACAAAAGGAGACGAGAGAGACACUAUUUUGUACCAUGGACUGGCAGCGGGAUUGUUGCUGAGCACACAAGAACAGCCCGGACUGGACCUGUGCGGUGUUUUCUUGCAAAGCCAACAAUGGCUCAGUGUCCCGGAGAACAGGAUGGCCAUAGCAACCAGGAUGCCCAGGAUGUCCAUGACAACCAGGAUGUCAAUAGCGACGGGGGUCCCCAGGGGGUCCAUAGCGACCAGGGUAGUCAUGAUAAUGAGGGUUCCCAUAACAACCAGGGUGCCCAUAGCAACCAGGAGGUCCAUGGCAACCAAGGUGUCCAUGCUGGGGUGGGCGUCACCAACCCAGAUGAAGCCGCCCCCAACAUGGUCGUCUACAGGAAGAUUGAAGACCUGAUGUUUCGGCUGCAGGAAGAGGAAGGGGGCGUGGCCAUCCGCACAGUCAAGAACUUCCUGUCCAAGAUCCCCUGCGUCACAACAGGCUCAGAGAUCGUACACUGGCUGAUGAAGAAUCUCUGCAUUGAGGACACAGGUGAGGCUCUGCAUCUGGGUAGUCUGAUGGCGGCUCUUGGCUACUUCUUUCCUGUCUCUGAGCACACUCUCUCACUGCGGGAUGAUGGGACCCUCUACCGCUUCCAGUCUCAGUACUUCUGGCCUUCCAACUACUGGGAACCAGACAGCACUGACUAUGCCAUCUACCUGUGCAAGCGGACCAUGCAGAACAAAGCAAGACUGGAGCUGGCUGAUUAUGAAGCAGAGAACCUGGCUCGGCUUCACAAGGCCUUCAACAGGAAGUGGGAGUUCAUCUUCAUGCAGGCCGAAGCACAAGUUAAGAUUGACAGGAAGAGGGAGAGAGUGGAGAGGAAGAUCCAUGACAGCCAGGAGAGAGCAUUCUGGGAUGUACACAGACCUGUGCCAGGUUGUGUGAACACCACAGAAAUGGACAUCAGGAAGUGCAGGCGGGAGAAAAACCCUCACAAAGUUAAAAAGUGUCUGUAUGCCGUGAUAGAAGAGGGCCAACCUCUUCCUGCUCCUUCCCCUAUACACACACACACCUGCAGACGCUACAAUGAAGACAAGGAGGUACUACAGAAGACUACACUGACCCGUCUACUUUCACCUGAAAAAGGAAGUUUGUGUCUACCUUUUUCCAUUCUUAAGCUGGACAGACACUGCACGGAAAUAUCCAAAAUGGCAGACAGCGUGAUGAGCUACUCAGAGCAGUUUCAGGAGUUCGACCCCUUCCUGACCCCCCCAGAACCCUCGAACCCCUGGCUGAGUAACGACACCAGCCUAUGGGAGACAGAGAACAGAGAGCCUCACCCGGUGCGUGUGAAGAAGUGGAGCUUCUCUCUGGAAGAGGCCCUGAAGGAUCCGGCUGGGAGAGAACUGUUCCUCAAGUUCCUACAGACAGAGUUCAGCUCAGAGAACCUAAGGUUCUGGUUGGCGGUGCAGGACCUCAAGUGUCGCCCCCUGGUGGAGGUGAGCGUGUGUGUGCGGGACAUCUGGAGUGAGUUCCUGGCAGAGGGAGCGCCUAGCUCUAUAAACCUAGACUCACACACACACGAAACCACGAGCAUCAACGUCAGAGACCCCGGCAGAUACAGCUUUGAGGACGCACAGAUGCAUAUCUUCCAGCUGAUGAAGAGAGAUAGCUACUGUCGUUUCCUGCGCUCCAGCACCUACCAGGACCUGCUGACGGCACGCAAGUCUCCCCCAGGCGGUGAGAAAUCGGGGCGUCGCAAAUCACUGGAGAAGAUCACACGCAUCAAGGGCAAGUGUAUGACGGGGAAGCGACAGAAGGGUGUGAAGCCAUCUUCCUGACAUACCCUGGAGACCACACACACACACACACACACACACACACACACAAACACACACAC